Messenger RNA from Penicillium olsonii, 3288 nucleotides. The record is from the annotation of a GenBank genome assembly. Lineage: Eukaryota; Fungi; Ascomycota; Eurotiomycetes; Eurotiales; Aspergillaceae.
AUGACUACAGCCUCGGGUGUCAAUGAAGACACCUCCGACCACUCGAUACCCUCCGCAUCGAACGCCCCCGAUUCGUCCCAGCAAGCCGCCCGGAGCGACUCCCCCGCAAACCACAUUGAAAAACAGGACAGUGCGGCGUCCCCGCCCGGGACGUCAAGACCGGUCGCGGAGUCUCAGCAAGUUCCCCAGGCAUUGGACGAAGUUGAUGACUUUGGUCUGCCCAUUCGAACCCGCCGAAAGCCCGAACCAGCUCCAUUCGAGCCCUCCGCAGGAGAUAACACCGGUCAUGGCCCCGAAGCAGCUGCGGGGUCGACCGCAUACAGUGAUACAGUGAAAAAGACGGCCGGACCUGAACCCACACAGGAAGAGCCGGAGCGAGAGACGCCCCUUGAGCCAAUGAACGGGAACACCCCAGAGCCCAAACGCCUGGAGACUCAGGAAGGUGCCCCUGCGCCCUCGGAGAAUCCGCCAACGGUGGGAACCUCUGAUAAACCUCGAUCUUCGAUCUCCAAGCAAAAGCCCCCUCAGGUGUCGGAAUGGUCGCACCAGCGACUCGCACAACCCGGUGCGCACCAAGCGGAGAGUGAUGACGAAGAGGAAGAGCCCGACGAAUGGACGACGAUGCCUGCCCUGGGAGAAUUUGACUACUACGACGACUACGGGAGGCUCAUUGCCCGCGGGGCCAAAGAAGAAAGCGAUGAGGCAGUAUACCAAGGGCUUGGAGGCGCGGGGAGGGGAUAUACUCGGGUACAGCUUGAUGAAGACGCUCAGUCGGCCACAAGUCUGGAUGAGGAUACAAGCUAUCUGUUUCGGGAUACAGGUGACAACUCCGCUGGUCUUGUCGGAGAGGAGUUGCGAGACUCUAUGAGUCAACUCCAGGCCACAAAAGAUCUUCUCAAUGAAACCCAGAAAAUCGCCUACGUAGGUGUUGUGCGACUGUCAAUCCACACCAUGAACCGUGAUUUGGCGUCGAUCGCUACUACGAAAUCUACUCGCAAAACCAUGCAGAAGGCGUCGGAUGCCAUGCGGAAGUGGGGCCAGGCAAUCAUGGCUCGCGUCUAUGCCCAUAUGGACAUCGACUCGGCCGAGCAGAUCAUGAUCGAACAACUUGCUGGUCAUGGUGUGCAGCCUGAAGAUCUCGUUCCGCCUCUCAUGCAGAACGCGAGGGUGAAGAACCCCAUGGCGGAAAGUAAGCCUAAAAGCUCCAUAUCGAGUCUGAAAGGCGAUCGUUUAUCGAGUAGGCUCUCUGCGGAGACCGCUUCCUCCGAACUAGACCCUCCACCACCAUAUGAGGCUCAUGAGACUGAGGAGCCACCUGAGGUUACAACUCCCUCUCAGAUGCCAACCUCUGAUCGCAUCGACAUUGACCUCCGUUGGACAGUACUCUGUGACUUGUUCCUUGUGCUGAUCGCAGACUCAGCGUAUGACGCACGGUCCCGAACUCUCCUGGAAAAGGUCGGUGCAGCCUUGGAAGUUACAUGGCUGCAGAUCUCGCGAUUCGAGAAGCGUGUCACAGACUCCCUCGAAAUGCAAGAACAAUCUGAGAAGGAGAACUGGGACGAGUCCGAUCAUAUGGAGAAGCGUCGCAAAAUGGCGCUGAAGCGAAAAUAUAUGAUCAUGGGCUUAGCCACUGUGGGUGGUGGUCUGGUCAUCGGACUUUCUGCUGGAUUGCUUGCACCAGUGAUCGGAGCCGGUCUCGCGGCUGGUUUCACCACCGUGGGUAUCUCGGGAACGAGCGCGUUUCUGGGAGGCGCCGGAGGUACUGCCUUGAUUGCAUCCAGUGCUACGUUGGGUGGAAGCACCAUUGGAAUGAGAGCUUCGCAUCGACGUACCGGUGCGGUUUCAACUUUCGAAUACCGGCCUCUGCACAAUAAUAAGAAGGUGAACCUGAUCGUGACGGUCUCCGGAUGGAUGACUGGCAAAGUCGAUGAUGUUCGUCUACCAUUCAGUACUGUAGAUCCCAUCAUGGGUGACAUCUAUUCUGUACUUUGGGAGCCUGAGAUGCUUCGAAGUAUGGGUGACACGAUUAAUAUUUUGGCAACAGAGGCACUGACACAAGGUCUACAACAAGUCCUGGGAAGCACUGUGCUGAUGGCACUGAUGGCAUCCUUACAACUACCUCUUGUUCUCACUAAACUCGCAUAUCUGAUUGACAACCCCUGGAUUGUCUCACUGGCGCGCGCCAACUCGGCCGGCCUUGUCAUGGCCGACUCGCUUCAGGAGCGUAACCUUGGCAAUCGGCCCGUCACAUUGCUGGGUUUCUCGCUCGGCGCGCGUGUGAUUUUCUCUUGCCUCAAAGAGCUUGCUGAUAAAGGUGCCCACGGGCUUGUUCAGAAUGUGUACUUAUUUGGAUCGCCUGUGGUCGCGAACAAGGAUGAAUACCUCAAAGCUCGCAGUGUUGUGUCCGGCCGUUUCGUGAAUGGGUAUGCCACCAAUGACUGGAUUCUGGGAUACCUGUUCCGCGCGACCAGUGGCGGCAUCAUGAAAGUUGCCGGUCUUGCGGCAGUAGAGGGCAUCCCGGGCAUUGAGAACUUUGACAUUACCUCGCUUGUAAACGGGCACAUGGACUAUCGUACUGCCAUGCCCCGCAUCCUGAGGGAAGUUGGCUGGGAGGUUCUCGAGGAUGAGUUCGCUGAAAUUGAAGAUCCGGACCCCGACAACCACGCCGAACGACAGCGUGAACUGAUCCGCGAGAUUGACGAAGCUCGACGGGAGGCAGAAGCCAAGCCUGAGAAGAAGCGAUUCGGUCUUUUCAAACGGGGCAAGAUGGCAGAGAAGAAGAAAUGGGAGACAUACGACGUCGAUCGAAACAACAGUCCAGACGAGACUUCUGAUCUCAACAGCAGCCCUGGCACUGUCCUCUUCGAUAUCGAGGCCAUUCGAGCGGAGCUACAUUCGGAAGCGAUCGAGGUCAAAGAAUUAGAGUCGACAAUGCCCCUGAUGAAAGUGGACCUGAACUCCCCGUCAGAACCGGCGCAACCCUCUCCUACAACCAAAGCACCAAAGUCUCCGGACUUGCCAGCAGUCUCUCGGGCUGUCUCGACGCCACUACCAGUCGAGCAAACCUCCUCUCACGAACCCUCCAAGCAUGACGAAGCUGAAUUGACUUUUGACACCUCAUUUCAUGAUUCCCCACCCACGAACGAUCCCCCUUCUUCCCGCCCCGAGUUGCGAACAGCCACUACGAUGCCCAACAUUGGAGCCACUGCUGUCGGAGCCAUGGCCAUGGAGCCCAAUGCUUGGGCGGACGGAGGGCAUGAUGGCGAGAUUUCUAUGACCUUUGAGUAG